Mangifera indica (mango) is the source of this 1314-nucleotide messenger RNA. Its product is annotated as probable aldo-keto reductase 1. The transcript is spliced from 7 exons. The record is from RefSeq and is a predicted model, not a curated record. The coding region runs from base 90 to 1136 and encodes 348 amino acids. Gene Ontology annotation, cellular component: cytoplasm. Lineage: Eukaryota; Viridiplantae; Streptophyta; Magnoliopsida; Sapindales; Anacardiaceae.
UUUUUUAAUCCUUCAUUUUCUGGAUUUGGAUAUCGUUCGGUCAGUUGUACACUUGUUCAACCAAAGAGAAGAAAGUUUCGACUUAGAAUAUGGCCGAAGAGAAAAUAAAAAUCCCAGUUCCCAGAGUGAAACUGGGCAACCAAGGGCUUGAGGUGUCCAAGUUGGGUUAUGGAUGUAUGACCCUGAGUGGAGCCUAUAAUUCUCCCCUCUCUGAAGAGGAAGGCAUUGCAGUGAUAAAGGAUGUCUUCAAUAAGGGUGUCACCUUCCUUGAUACGGCUGAUGUAUAUGGACAAGGUGCUAAUGAAGUUCUUGUGGGAAAGGCCUUGAAGCAGCUGCCUAGAGAAAAAAUUCAGCUGGCCACAAAGUCUGGCAUUUUAGGACUUGGAUCUACUGAUGUGAAGGUGAAAGGUACCACAGAAUAUGUACGAUCAGCUUGUGAGAAUAGCUUGAAGCGCCUUGGUGUGGAAUACAUUGAUCUGUAUUAUCAGCAUAGAAUAGACACAUCAAUUCCUAUAGAGGAAACAAUUGGUGAACUUAAGAGGCUGGUUGAAGAGGGAAAAAUCAAGUACAUAGGACUAUCUGAGGCCAGUCCAGACACAAUUAGGAGGGCACAUGCUGUUCAUCCAAUCACUGCUGUACAAUUGGAAUGGUCUCUUUGGACUCGUGAUAUCGAGGAAGAAGUAGUACCACUUUGUAGGGAGCUUGGCAUUGGAAUAGUUCCAUACAGUCCUCUGGGUCGGGGGUUUUUUGGUGGCAAAGGAGUUCUGGAAAAUUUGCCUGCUGUAAGCUCAUUGAACACACAUCCUCGGUUCAAGGCAGAGAACUUGAACAAGAACAAGAAAAUUUAUGCUUCCAUAGAAAAUCUUGCUAAAAAGCAUAAUUGUACUCCUGCUCAACUAGCUCUGGCAUGGGUUCUGGAACAAGGGGAUGAUGUUGUACCUAUUCCGGGGACAACUAAGAUUAAGAAUCUGGAUAACAAUAUUGGCUCUUUGAUGGUGAAACUUACAAAAGAAAAUCUGAAUGAAAUUUCUGAAGCUGUACCCAUAGCAGAGGUAGCAGGAGACAGAGCGUUUGAUAGCAUGAGGAAGGCAACUUGGAAAUUCGCAAGCACACCUCCUAGAGCAGGCAAGGUCUGAAACAAAAAUAUUAAUGAUGCUACCUUGCUUCUGGAUGAAAAAUUUGGUUGAUAGAAGGCUAAUAAAUGCCAAAUAUAUGUACAUAGUCACUUGGUACCUCACUUUGUUAAUUGUUUUGAUCAUAUAUUUCUCGGUUGUGGUUUUCAAUAAAGUAUGAAAAACCCCCAGUUUAUCUCCA